AUGAACAAAUUAUACAUCGGUAAUUUGCCGUAUGAAGUUGACGAGGCAGCUGUACGACAAUUGUUUGCUGAACAAAAUUUGACUGUUGCUGAAAUUUCGGUGAAACGAGGUGGCUACGCAUUCGUGGAUUUCCCUGACCAAUCUGCAGCCGAUCGAGCCAUCGAUAAACUACACGGGUACUCAUUUUGCGGGCUCCCAUUGAUCGUUGAACCUUCAGUAGCAAACAAGAAAAUGGUUAAUGUACCCAACCUUGAGAGAUCGAGUGCCGCCCAGCUCAACGAAGGCAGCAACGGCUCGCCAUCAGGAGGAUGGAGGAAGAUGUCGUUCGUGCAUUAUAAUCUCCAGGUCGCGGCCACCAAUUUAGGACAGUGGUUCAGGAAGUAG
This is a messenger RNA of Bombyx mandarina (wild silkworm), 384 nucleotides long. Its product is annotated as insulin-like growth factor 2 mRNA-binding protein 2. Lineage: Eukaryota; Metazoa; Arthropoda; Insecta; Lepidoptera; Bombycidae. The record is from RefSeq and is a predicted model, not a curated record. Gene Ontology annotation, cellular component: nucleus; cytoplasm. Gene Ontology annotation, molecular function: mRNA binding.